AUGUCUGAAACCCGUCCAGCCACCCAUUCGGGUUCUUGGUAUAGCUCAAAUGUCUCUUCUCUAAGUGCAUUGUUCAGCGAUAUCAUUACCGAACCUGAAGAUAAUACAAGUCCAAAGGCAAGAAUUAUACUAGCACCCCAUGCUGGCUACCAAUACUGUGGCAGAAUCUUGGGGAAAGCAUAUAGCCGUUUAGCCAUCGAUGCAAACACUACUAAUAUUUUUGUAUUAGGUCCCUCGCAUCAUCUGUAUUUUCAAAAUAGGGCAUGUGUCUCCAAAUUCAGGCGUUGUGAAACUCCAUUUGGCGAUUUGCAUGUCAAUACUGAUAUAACCAGAGAACUAAUUAAUCGUGGUAUAGACAAUCCCUUUAUCUAUUUGGAAAAAGAGGCAGAUAAAGACGAACACUGUUUGGAAAUGCAAUUUAGUACUAUUAAAUACCUUUUGAAUAAGGCUGAUAACACACACGCUAAAAUUAUUCCCAUUUUGAUUUCUCAUAAUGUGAGAAAUAUUGACUUUGCCAUUGGUGAGACUUUAAGAGAAUAUAUGGAUAAUGAUUCCCAUUCACUUUUUAUCAUCAGUUCGGAUUUUUGCCACUGGGGGUUUAGAUUUGAUUAUACUGCAUAUGUACAUAGUAAUGAAGAAUUGGAAAAAGCGUACCGAGAAUGUAAUAAAAUAACUCAGUUGCAAUCUGCUAUUCAAAGGAAGUUAACCAUUCCGAUCUAUAAAUCUAUAGAAAUCAUCGAUAAGGGUGCAAUGAGAGUUUUGGAAGAUGAAUCAGGAAUAGAGGCUUAUGAUGCAUUUAAGAAAUAUUUAGAGGUCACUGGUGAUACUAUCUGUGGCGAACGACCACUUUCUGUUAUAUUAUGUGCAUUGGGUGACAAAAAAACUUCUUUUAAAUGGUGCGCUUAUUCGCAGAGUAACCAAUGUACGCGGUUAACCGAAAGCAGUGUUAGUUAUGCCGCAGGAUAUUGUGUUUUAUGA
Messenger RNA from Saccharomycodes ludwigii, 978 nucleotides. RefSeq names its product Mho1p (gene MHO1). The transcript has a single exon. The record is from RefSeq and is a predicted model, not a curated record. Lineage: Eukaryota; Fungi; Ascomycota; Saccharomycetes; Saccharomycodales; Saccharomycodaceae. The coding region runs from base 1 to 978 and encodes 325 amino acids.